GGGAGGAGGCCGAGAAGCUGGAGGUGCAGGUGAUGGAGACUCGCAAGACCAAGCUCGGGGCCGAUCACCCAGAUACGCUGUCGAGCAUGGCCAACCUCGCUUUUACUUGGAAAAGUCAAGGUCGACACGCUAAUGCUUUAGCUCUGAUGGAGGAUUGUACCCAGGCUCAGCGGCGGAUUCUUGGCCAAAAGCAUCCCGAAACGCUAUCGUCUUUGGCCACCGUUGCAAAGUGGAGUAGCUAGGGUGGGCUUUAUUAUUACUUUGUACGUAUUUAGAGGAUUCUUCUAAAUUUUCUUAUGAGACGAGUGAUACGUAUAGUAUGUACUAGACAGUAUUGUAGAUUAUGUAAGGAAAAGGACACCCCAAACACCAACUGCGCGCACAGGGUGCGCGCCCACCACUUGUCACCAACUGGCUAGAACACUGC
Molecule: messenger RNA, 427 nt
Organism: Lasiosphaeria miniovina
Lineage: Eukaryota; Fungi; Ascomycota; Sordariomycetes; Sordariales; Lasiosphaeriaceae
Exons: 1
Coding region: 33-242 (69 amino acids)
Molecular function (GO): protein binding
Source: RefSeq, a predicted model, not a curated record